AGGUCGAUAACGUGGUUGGCCCGCGCUUACGUGACCGAGCAAUAUGGCAGCGGUUGGAGCCGUCACGAUCGUCUGCGUGUGACGCGACUGCACAGUAGCGAUACUAAACGUUUUUCGUAAUCGGCAUGAGUCAAGCGGCACGAGUGAUGGUCUCGUUACACCAGUGAAAUUGAGAGAAACAGACAAUGGAAAAUGUGGCUGUCGGACGCGGUACGUUUCACAUGCCCUAAGUGCCAGGUUUGACAAGCGCGGACCCGGGUGUUACGGCGAGUGCGUUCGACGUGGUGACGGUUGACAGGUGGUGGUACUUGUCAUAUCUGUCAUUCUUGAUUGCUAACUUUAGCGCGAUCGCUGUUACGCUAUGUUCACCACUCUGAAAAACAAGAUACGCGAGGAAAUCGGCAGCGACGUGUCCGCUGUCGUCCGAAACGCCGGGAAUAUACGUGCCAUUAAUUCCAGGCAUGUGUCACAGACAGGUUCCACGAGUAGUAUUAGUGGUUCUCAGGUAUCAUUGGAUGGAUCGAGGGAAGAAAAUGCAGCAUCACCCUUACCACCGGUUUCGCCGAAGCGAGAGAACAGCUUUGAACUCAAGCUCAGUGACGGCAUGCAAUUAUCUGCAAAGGACAUAAAAAGAUUCGAGAGUAGAGAGGAUGAAUGGAGGAAGCGUCUGGCAAAGAAGGAGACGGAAAUGCUGAAACGAAUGGAGAAAAAGGAGGAAGAAUGGAAAACCCGGCUGCUCGAAAGAGAGAAGGAAUGGAAGAAAGUUGUGGAAAAGCAAGAGAGAGAGAAAAGAAAACUGGAAGAAGAGAUAAAAAAGAUAGAACUUGCCAAGCACACCGUGGAGUGUGCUCUCAGAGAUGCAGAAGAAUAUAAAAAGAAGUUGUACAGUUUUCAAGAAGAUGCAGAGCAACUGGAAGGUUUUCAAACACAAGAGAUGGCGAAAAUUAAACACCUUUUGUUGGCGAAAGAGCAGGAGGUAGAGGAAAAGUCGCAUCAUUUGAAAGAUGCAACAGCAGAAGUGGAAUACCUGAAGACAGAAGUUUCCCGUCUGAGACGAUACGAGGACGAGUUGAACAAUGUACAAGACGAAAUGGAAACGAUGCGUCACUCCACGCAGCGCAAGACAACGCAGCUCUCUUGCGAGUUGGCGAAAGCGGAGGAGGAGGUGCGUCAUCUGAAGGAAAAGGUGUUCGUACUGGAGCAGAGGAUCGCCCUCGAGACGAACGACGAGGUGACGGUCGACGAGAGGAUAGCCGAGCUGAUGCGCGAGAGAACGCUGCUGGAGAGGAAGCUGGAGGAGGCGCACCUCCAUCUUUCUGAUAUAAAGACCAGUUGGUCAGGCCAGAUCUCCAGCCUCGAAACGCAGGUCGGCAGACUUAGCAGACAGGCGGGCGAGGAAGGAGUCGAGCGCAGACGAGUCGAGAAGGAAAAGGAGGCGCUUAAACAGAGAAUCAAACAGCUCGAGGCCGAUAUAGAGGUGAACAAUAUUGUCAUGGCGACGAAAGACGCCAAGCUUUUGCGCAUGACAGAGGACAUCGACGAGAUGGCCACGGAACUGAAAGAGCUCCGUGCCAGCGUCGAUGACGAGGUGGAAGAGUUUAAGCGGCAAAUUGAAUCCUCCUCGAAACAGAUUGCCCACCUUAAGUCGAAACUCGAGAACACGACAAGCGAGCUCACCGCGACUACCAGCGAGUUGGCGAAUCUUCGGACAUCCUUAGAGGAGGAACAGUCGAAUAAUUCCUCCCUGCGUCUCGAACUGGCGCAUUUGCGAGAGAUUCUCGAGUCUGAGCGAACAAUAACGGCAGAGCUGCGAGUUUUCCUCGAGAAGGAGCGGGACGAGAAGGAUGCUGCGUUACUGAGGAACGCCCAGGUAUCGCAAGACAUAGAAAUCGUGAAACAGGAGAAUCGGCAACAGGAAAUCGAAAACGUAGAGCUGCAGAGCAGAGUAGAGAAUCUGGAAGAUGAUCUUGUCGGCAAGGUAAAGGAAGCGGAGAAAGUGGCGGUCACGCUGAAAGAAUUCGAGCAAAAGCUUGCGAAACUGGAAGAAGUGGAACAUAGUAGGGACAAGUUGGAAGGGAACGAGAGAAUUCUUAAGAGCAGUCUGUUAGAUCUGGAAGAGCAACUGAGUGAGAAGAAUAAGACAAUCAAAGUUUUGCAGCAACGGUUGACCGACAUGAAGAAGACGCUUCAACGAGAACUAAAGAUUCCAUCCUCAUUAUUGGAUAGCGAUGUCGAAGCUUCCGCGGCGAUUCUCAAUCCAAGUUCAUCCAAAACCGUCACUGCCAGACAUAAUAAUUCCAGAGAGGACGAUGUUAAUUUUAAAUAUCUCAAGCACGUUCUCAUUAAAUUUCUCACCAGCAGAGAAUACGAAGCUCUUCACCUGACGAGAGCAGUGGCGACGCUGUUACAUUUUUCGCCGGAGGAAGAACGUCUCCUGCAGGAAACUCUAGAAUGGAAGAUGUCGUGGUUCGGCACAAGACCGAACUUGGGAUUCGGUCAGACCGCCAAGGCGAUACCACCCAGCUGAUAAUUACAAAACGUUCACACUUUGUUGGAACGGGCUUCGAGCAAUCGUGAGUUCUUGCAUGGGGGUACGGUUGGUUCGCCACAGCGAGACAGCGAGCCGCAACUGAUCCAAAGGGCAUAAAUUAUUUAGAAGAAUUAUUUAAAAUUACGUAAGUGGUGAUUUUAUAAACUUUAAUGCGCGUUCAUAAUAGAUGAGUUACGACACGCUCAAAGCCUACAAUGUGCAAUCCACCUUGCGGUAAAGAGUGCUUAUGUGCAAGACUACGAGAGACCCGACGAUGUGUAUGUAAACGUUCACGUAUGUAAUCGUCGAGGCGAGAACUCGUCACUUCGAUCAUUACGCAGUGCUGAAAUGACGGACUUCGAGCGCUUAAACCACUCGCACGCGAUGAUAUAUUGUGAUACCCAACGUUCGAGCACGCUUGGGCCGUGAUAUACACGCAGUUUUGAUACGCGAUUCUCGUAAUUUGCGACGCGCUGCGUUUUCUUCGGAUUAAAAUUAUCUCGUGUACGGGACGUUGACUACGCAGCGGCGAUGCAAAGGUUGGUCGAUCAUCGUCUACUGUUCGUUUAUCUUUGUAAUCGAGGCGUCGUGGCGGAUACUUCCUGUGAAAGAUGAAUUUAAUACACUACCAUUACCAUUUGUAUCAAUAAAAGCAUUCCUGACUACAGAUCUAUCUGUUUUGCC
Molecule: messenger RNA, 3214 nt
Organism: Ooceraea biroi (clonal raider ant)
Lineage: Eukaryota; Metazoa; Arthropoda; Insecta; Hymenoptera; Formicidae
Product: golgin subfamily A member 1
Cellular component (GO): Golgi apparatus
Source: RefSeq, a predicted model, not a curated record